CAUAAAAAUUGGCUUAAACUUGUUAUCUAUACAAAACGAAAUCAUUAGCAUUAACAUACUAAUUUAAAAUAGGAAAAUUAUAAAUGACAUAUAUUUUAGUUUUUAACCAAUAUUUUUAAAUGAUCGCAUGUGUUACCCAAACGUUGUGCUACAUGCCACAAAUAUAAUGUUUCUGUUAUAAUUAUAAUGAUCAGUGGUUUACUUCGUUAACGUUAGAUGAUAUCAGGCUUUAUAUCGCGUUUCAUUUCGAGCUACUUAAAAAGUCAUUUAGCACAACUAAUGCUGAUUCUGCCUAUAAUUGCUGAAUCAGAAUUUCAAAUCGUUAGUAUGCAUUCCACCAAACGAAAUUGAAAACAUUUCCACUAAAACAGCUCCGUGCUAAGAUGUAUUACACUAAAAUCUUGAGAAUUAUAUUAACUGUUAUUUUGUUGCAAAGCAAGCUGGGAAAAGUGCUAGCAAAAGUGAGUCAAUGUUUUGUAAAAUAUAUAAUACAUAUUACUACAUUUUUCGUUGUAACUAAUUUACAGAGCAACUUUGAGCUCACCUACACUGAGUUCAAUUGCACCGUCCAUGAUCCGAAGGAGUUCGUUGAGAAACUGUCGUGUUCCAUUAGCAAAAAUACGAAGCGCAGCAGCCUCUUUACGGAGUUGGUAUUUAAAAAAGACUUGAAACAUUUCAACAUUAAUUUUCUCGUUGUUCUGCCGCGCCGUCCUGUGAACUUUGUGCUGUUAAAUUUAACCCACUUGAAUGGUUGCCAAUUGAUGGCGAAUAGGGUUCAAGCGCCGUUCUUGCAGAUAUUGCUUAAUUCAAUGAAACGAGUCAGUAAUUUUAUGCAGGGUUGUCCCUACAAACGCGACACCCUGUACUAUUUUCGUGGAUUACGCUUAAAUUUGGAUGCAAUGCCAGCGCUGUCAUUCGAAACCGACAUGAAGUUGUGGGUGGAUUUUAUGUAUGAACGUUCGAAGCUUUUUCAAUUCUACAUCGACAGUCGCAUACAGUUGAGACGGAAUGGGUCAGAGGCAAAGCAGGGCGCCUGAAUUAAGAA
Messenger RNA from Bactrocera dorsalis (oriental fruit fly), 1045 nucleotides. RefSeq lists its product as uncharacterized. The coding region runs from base 384 to 1037 and encodes 217 amino acids. The record is from RefSeq and is a predicted model, not a curated record. Lineage: Eukaryota; Metazoa; Arthropoda; Insecta; Diptera; Tephritidae. The transcript has a single exon.